This is a messenger RNA of Phaethon lepturus (White-tailed tropicbird), 856 nucleotides long. It is a transcript of the gene PAH, whose product is annotated as phenylalanine hydroxylase. Gene Ontology annotation, molecular function: phenylalanine 4-monooxygenase activity; iron ion binding. The record is from RefSeq and is a predicted model, not a curated record. Lineage: Eukaryota; Metazoa; Chordata; Aves; Phaethontiformes; Phaethontidae. The annotation marks the transcript as partial. Gene Ontology annotation, biological process: L-tyrosine biosynthetic process. The transcript is spliced from 7 exons.
GAAUCUAUGUACAUUGAAGAGUCCUCAAAUAAAAAUGGUGUGAUUUCUUUGAUUUUCUCUCUGAAAGAAGAAGUUGGGGCACUGGCUAAAGUUCUGCGCACAUUUGAGGAAAAAGGUAUAAACCUGACCCACAUUGAGUCCCGACCUUCCCGUCUCAACAAAGAUGAGUAUGAAUUCUUCAUUAAUUUGGAAGGCAAGAACGUUCCAGCACUGGACAAGAUCAUCAAAUCCUUGAGAAAUGAUAUUGGAGCAACGGUCCAUGAACUUUCACGAACAAAGAAGAAGGACACUGUGCCAUGGUUCCCAAGAAGUAUCCAGGAGCUGGACAGGUUUGCCAAUCAGAUCCUAAGCUAUGGAGCAGAAUUGGAUGCUGAUCAUCCUGGGUUCAAAGAUCCUGUGUACCGGGCACGGAGGAAGGAGUUUGCCGAUAUCGCUUACAACUACAGACAUGGCCAGCCUAUUCCUCGAGUCACCUACACGGAAGAAGAAAAGAAAACAUGGGGCACGGUCUUCAGGGAGCUGAAGAGUCUCUAUCCAACUCAUGCUUGUUAUGAACACAACCACGUGUUCCCACUGCUGGAGAAAUACUGUGGCUACCGGGAGGACAACAUUCCCCAGCUUGAAGAUAUUUCAAAAUUCUUGCAGACUUGCACUGGAUUUCGCCUGCGUCCUGUUGCAGGCUUGCUCUCCUCUCGGGAUUUCUUGGCUGGGCUGGCAUUCCGAGUAUUUCACUCUACACAGUAUAUUCGCCAUGCAUCCAAACCUAUGUACACACCGGAGCCUGAUAUUUGCCAUGAGCUUCUAGGACAUGUGCCUCUUUUUGCUGAUCCCAGUUUUGCUCAGUUUUCCCAGGUAA